This is a messenger RNA of Cydia pomonella (codling moth), 1825 nucleotides long. RefSeq lists its product as uncharacterized. The record is from RefSeq and is a predicted model, not a curated record. The transcript is spliced from 7 exons. Lineage: Eukaryota; Metazoa; Arthropoda; Insecta; Lepidoptera; Tortricidae. Bases 68 to 1807 code for a protein of 579 amino acids. Gene Ontology annotation, molecular function: oxidoreductase activity; iron ion binding.
AUAUAGAAAUGUAACAAAACCUGUCAUAGAUGUAAGAGAAGCAAUAAAGAGCCCUGAUAGAAAUAUUAUGGUUUAUGAGCAGGGUGGUACUAGUGUGGAUACAGAUCUGUUUAAAGUUAUAAAAGGAACGCAGACAAUUUUUGCGCAGCAGCACUUUUGUAUGGAGACACUGGUUAGUGUCGUGAAACCAACGGAGGAAGGUCUGGAGGUGCACUGUACUACGCAGCACAUGGAUCUUGUGCAGAUGAUGAUAUCAAGAGCUCUUAAAAUACCGGAAAAUAAGAUAGACGUAAUUGUCCGCCGCCUGGGAGGAGCGUACGGCCUGAAGAUCUCCCGCGGCUCGCAGGUCGCGGUGGCGAGCGCGCUGGUGGCGCACAAGCUGAACCGGCCCUGCCGCAUCAUACUGCCGUUCACCACGCUCGCCAGGGCCGUAGGCAAGCGGCUGCCUUGCCACACUGAAUAUGAGGUCGCAGUGGAUCCGUAUGGAAAAAUUCAACUUUGCAAAGAAUACAUGCACAUGGACAAUGGAUAUGUCAUCGACGAGCCACUAUUCGCCCCCGUGUUGGACGUGUACAACAACUGCUACGACAAGCUACGCUGGAUGUUCAGGGUUUUUAGUGUCACCACUGAUACAGCCAGUAACACUUGGUGCCGGUCACCAGGGACACUUGAAGCUAUUGCUGCUUGUGAAUUCAUCUUAGAACGUUUAUCUUACGAGAUGUCAAUAGAUCCGCUAGCAGUAAGACUAGCGAAUCUAGAUCCUACUUCUAUUGAGCUCGUGGAGAUGGUGGAGAAAAUGAAACGUGAUGCUGACUACGCAGACAGACGACGCGCUGUCGACAAGUUUAAUUCAGAGAACAGGUGGAAGAAAAAGGGUUUGAGAUGGUCUCUCCUCCGCUGGCAGCCUGUCGGCAGCCAGUACUUUGACGUGAACAUGUCAGUUUAUAACGAUGAUGGCUCUGUCUCCAUAACCCAUGGCGGAAUUGAGAUGGGACAAGGUCUUAACACCAAAGCCGUUCAAAUCGCUGCAUAUUUUCUUGGUGUUCCCAUGGAGAAGAUUCAAAUCAAAGCGAAUCAAACACAUAUGACUCCAAAUGGUCUUUUAUCUGGGGGAAGUUUGACUUCAAUAAAUGUUGGGAUAGGAGUACAGAGAUGCUGUGAGCAGAUUUUAGCGCGAUUAGCUCCUCUUAAAGUUGGUCUACUGAACCCUUCUUGGGAGUUCUUGGUAAAAUUGGCAUAUAAUGCUAGUAUAGAUCUUCAAGCUCAUGCUUUCGUAUCAAUGAUAGACACACAGAAAUAUGCAGUACAUGGGGUGACGUUAGCUGAAGUAGAAGUCGACAUUCUGACUGGAGAGUGGGAGCUGCUGAGGGUUGACCUUCUGGAGGACGCGGGAAUGAGCAUUAGCCCAGGAAUAGAUGUCGGACAAGUGGAAGGCGCUUUCAUCAUGGGCCUGGGGUACUGGACAACGGAGCACAUGGUGUACGACUCCGACACGGGCGAGGUGCUCACGGAUCGCCCCUGGAACUACCACGUGCCGCAGGCCAGGGACAUCCCGCAGGACUUCCGAGUGUAUUUCAAGGACAAGUCUUAUUCGGAAAUUAGGACACUCGGUGCUAAGUCGAUCGGCGAGCCCCCAAUCUGCAUGUCGGUGGCGGUGCCACUAGCUUUACGGGAAGCUAUCGCCGCUUCCAGGAGUGACGCUGGGAAACCACUUAACGAGUGGUUUCAGAUAGAUGGGCCAUACACAAGAGAGGCUAUUCACAUGCACACUGAGACGAAUAGUAGCGAGUUCAAAUUUAAAAAAUAAAGUUCCUUUUAACUCUUU